AGCCGCUAGUAAAUUGAAUGAGUCCUGUAUCAGAUUAACCAUACAUUCUAUUAUGUACUGCAUGCAUCGGAGAUACGGGUUAUUUUCUAAAAUUGCCAGGUUUUAAUUUGGGCAUGCGCAAUGGCGGGGGCUUCCAACUGAAUGUUGAAGGUCACCUUGAGUUUCGAGACGCGAGCCGGCCGCCACGGACGGGGCUCCCAGAGACCGCCGCCAACACAACACGCUACGUGACUUUUUCCACGAGCCACAACAAAUCUGCCGACCGGUAAGAUGGCCACGAUCGACAAGCUGUUCACGACGGUGCAACCGAAGAGCGACGACACGGGCAACAAGGUGACGGUGGUGGGCGUGGGCCAGGUGGGCAUGGCCGCCGUCUUCUCCAUGCUCACGCAGGGCGUGACCAACAAUGUGGCGCUCGUGGACGUGAUGGAAGACAAGCUGAAGGGGGAGAUGAUGGACUUGCAGCACGGCUCCGCCUUCAUGAGGAACGCCAAGAUACAGGCCAGCAAGGAUUACUCGAUAUCGGCGGGCUCGAAGAUCUGCAUCGUGACGGCGGGCGUGCGGCAGCGCGAGGGCGAGACCCGCCUCGACCUGGUGCAGCGCAACACCGACGUGCUCAAGCACAUCAUCCCUCCGCUAGUGAAGUACAGCCCGGACGCGAUCUUCCUGAUCGCCAGUAACCCGGUGGACAUCCUGACGUACGUGACUUGGAAGCUGAGCGGGCUGCCCAAGCACCGCGUCAUCGGCUCCGGCACCAACCUGGACUCGGCGCGCUUCCGCUACCUGCUCUCCGAGAAACUCGGCGUCGCCACCACCUCCUGCCACGGGUACAUCAUCGGCGAACACGGGGAUUCCAGCGUUCCGGUUUGGUCCGGCGUGAACAUCGCCGGUGUCCGGCUCAGCGACCUGAACCCGAAGAUCGGCACCGCCGCCGACCCGGAGCACUGGCAGGCCACGCACGGCGCGGUGGUCACGAGCGCCUACGAGGUCAUCAAGCUGAAGGGCUACACGUCGUGGGCCAUCGGCCUCUCGCUCUCGCAGCUGGCUCGCGCCAUCCUCACCAACGCCAUGAGCAUCCACGCCGUUUCUACUUACAUCAAGGGCGAGCAUGGUGUGGAGGAGGAGGUGUUCCUGUCGCUGCCGUGCGUGCUGGGCGGCGGCGGCGUGUGCGACGUGGUGCGCCAGCCGCUCACCGGCGAGGAGGCGGGCGAGCUGCGCAACUCCGCUGCGCUCAUGGCCAAGGUGCAGGCCGGCAUCAACUUCUAAACAUACUACUUACUUGCCAACAAUC
Molecule: messenger RNA, 1291 nt
Organism: Cydia amplana
Lineage: Eukaryota; Metazoa; Arthropoda; Insecta; Lepidoptera; Tortricidae
Gene: Ldh
Product: L-lactate dehydrogenase
Exons: 7
Coding region: 271-1266 (331 amino acids)
Biological process (GO): lactate metabolic process; pyruvate metabolic process
Cellular component (GO): cytoplasm
Molecular function (GO): L-lactate dehydrogenase (NAD+) activity
Source: RefSeq, a predicted model, not a curated record